Messenger RNA from Mugil cephalus (flathead mullet), 1738 nucleotides. RefSeq names its product ER membrane protein complex subunit 9 (gene emc9). Lineage: Eukaryota; Metazoa; Chordata; Actinopteri; Mugiliformes; Mugilidae. Bases 176 to 793 code for a protein of 205 amino acids. The record is from RefSeq and is a predicted model, not a curated record. Gene Ontology annotation, cellular component: EMC complex. The transcript has 6 exons.
CGUUUAACGCUGCUUUUUUUUUUUAUUGAGCUGUCAAGUGGAGCCGUUACUCGAAACAAAUAUUUACCGGCUCUUUAAAGCCUCCGAGAAUAGUUACAUUAAAAAUCUCUGGGAAAAAAUAGUCGCUUCUCGGAGCUACGUCUUUAUUCAGUUGUCAUAUUUCUCUUCAGUCGUCAUGGGUGAGGUGGAGCUUUCCUGUCGGGCUUUUGUGAAGAUGUAUCUGCACGCCUGUCUGUUUCCGCGGUCCAGCAUCAACGGGCUGCUACUGUCCUCAAGUUCGGCAGGUGGCGCUGUUUGUGUCACCGACUGCGUCCCGCUGCUUCACACCCACCUGUCCCUGGCCCCUAUCACUCAGCUGGCCCUCACACAGGUGGAUGUGUGGUGUUCACAGACUCAGCAGAAGAUAGUCGGAUACUAUCAAGCCAAUGCCUGCGUCUCAGAUAACAGCCCGACACCGUGUGCGCUGAAGAUAGCUGAUAAGAUUGCUGAGCAGUUUGAUAAUGCGGUUUUGUUAAUGCUCGACGGCAGUAAGAUGUCUCCAGACUAUCGAGUUCCUCCGAUUGUGAUGUACGAGCGCAAGGAUUCAAGAUGGAUACUCAAAGACAAACACACGAUAAUGCUGAGACAGUGGGAGGAGACCCGGGCGAUAGCCAGCCAGAUGCUGGAGUCCGGCGAUCACGCACUAUUGGUGGACUUUGACAGCCACUUGGAUGACAUAACGAAGGACUGGACCAAUCAGAAACUGAACACCAAGAUAGCAGAGCUGGCCUCGCCGGCCAACGGGAACAUCUAGACUGAGAAGUAGCUUUUGUUUGUACUCGAGCCCAGAUUUAUUUAUGCCCUGACUUAACGUCAUCAUAAUGUGAUUUUUUUUUAUAUUUAACCCAACAGAGACACGAACUUCACAGAGUUUAGGAAGAAGUUUAUUAUCUUGACUAAACAAACACAAACAUGCAUAAAUAACAAAAUAUUUACAUCUUGGUACAUCUCCCUUGUAUCCCCCCACUCACCCCAUCAGAGCGUGCCUUUUGGUCCAGCCCUGCUGAUUUAAAGGACAAACUGUAUCACCUUCUCCACUACUACAUGUAUUUCUUUUUGUUUCUGGACCUGUUUUGUCUUUUUAUCAUGUAGCAGAAACAAAAGUCCGGUGGUAAAUAUGAAUUUGUUGAAGCUCAGAUUGUUUGGUUCCUUUCUGUCAGGUUGACAAUUGUAAGUAGCAUACAAAUAUAUAAACAUAUACAUAGCACAUAUACAUAUAAUUACAUUGUAAUAACAUUCUGUACUCACAUUAUUAAAGUCUUGGAGUCCAUAUUGUAAACAUAUUCUCAAAGGAGCAAUUAUUAUUUUGACAAACCUCAACUUUAGUUUCUUAUAAACUCAGCGAACUCACAAAGUAGAUUAAAACUUUAAAAUCUGAUUUGUUUGUCUUAAAAUGUACUGAAACAUUUACUGUGCUAAAUAAUAACUAUGAAGUGGACACGGUAAACUCUAAACCAGUUCAGACUGUUGAGGCUCUUUUUAUUGCAUUUAAAUCCACCGAACCGUCGACUCUGUGCUACUUCGUUCUUCCAUACGUGAGUUACUUUCUCUAAACGAAACCCAGACAUUCAGAGCUUCAUCAAACUCUUAUUUACUCCUGGACGUUUCUACCGUUAACGUGGGUUGUUUUGUUGUUUGGCAAAUUCAACACUACAUUCAAUAAACUGUAAUUUAGACCAGUUUCUCAUGUACCAAAUGA